Molecule: messenger RNA, 552 nt
Organism: Recurvomyces mirabilis
Lineage: Eukaryota; Fungi; Ascomycota; Dothideomycetes; Mycosphaerellales; Teratosphaeriaceae
Exons: 2
Coding region: 1-552 (183 amino acids)
Source: RefSeq, a predicted model, not a curated record
AUGACGACUCCGAAGUCUGUCUCGUUGGCUCUUUUACUCAUCUUGACCUUCGGCUUGCUUUGUUGCUGGAAAACGACUUUGCCACACCUUGAAAUCGGUAAAGCCUGGUCUUGUGAUUUGCAGCUCCCGCAACGUCAGCCCUACGAGAGAGACUUCACGGCGGGCAAUUCUACUCUGGGGUUCGAGGCGAUCCUCGUACUAUCGCAAGGCACUGAAUGGCGGAUCCAAGGCAUGCGGGCGGCCGCUCGUGUCAGCGGCAUCGAAUUUCAAGUCCCUGCUCAGCCGAAUUGGCCUGAGCAGUUCAUUCGAGCCUUCAAAAAGUUUUGCUCUGUCGAAGCUCACGGGGCAGCUGUGGGGUGGCUAGGGCACAUGGAACUUCUGAAGCUCGUAGUCCAGAGUGUCUGCAGCUCGGCUCUCAUUCUCGAAGAUGACAUGGACUGGGACACAGAGAUCCGUAAUCAGACGCGUCUUAUCGCGGCUGCGGUCCGUGCUCUCACGAACGAGGAAGACAACGCUCAGGCUCCCUAUGGAUCGGGAUGGGAUGUGCUCUGA